AGUUAUACCGUGUGGUCAGUAUCGUUGAGGCACCCACCAGGUCCUUCUGUGCGCCGGGAAUCUGUGUACAUCUUUUCCUUUGAGCAGACAGCAAAUAUGUCGACGAUUCUUCCCUCACCCACCAACGCCUCCUCCAACUCGGGUCUUAAGAUUACCUUGGUAGUCUUCGGCGCUUUCGGAAUGACUGUCUGGGGAACGUCCAUCGGCUUCCUUUUGGGCUGGGACCAUGGAAAUAUCCUUUUCUUCGCCGGGGUUGCCGCAUACGUCAGCGUCAUCGCUAACGCUGCCAUUAUUUACGUCACCUGCCGCAUCAUGUUCCUCGUCAUGCACCCAAGUUUUCCCAGCGGGGAAACACUCCAGGACCUGCACCAGUGUGUGGCGCGCUUGGUGGCCUUCACGGUGCUCGGAUUUACCACGUGGGUGGACAGCGUAGUGUGGAUAGCUCAGCUACCUGAUGACGAAAAAGCCAUCGUAUACCACGCCUGUAACUACGGAUUUGUGAUAAGCGCAAUAGUUGCUGGUCUGGCAGGCGGCCUCUUACGGAUCACCUCCAACAGAACCGCCCUCCCUGUCACAGUUGGGGCUCCGAAGUACGCCAGUCAACAGGGUCAUUAUCCACAACAGAGUUACCAAGGAUCUCACGCACAGUACACCAACCCAGCCUACGGGCACCAUUACCACCAGCAGCGCAUGUAAGCUGACGAGAGACUGUGACGGACUGAUGCAUGGAAAGCCGACGUACAGAUUGGACUGACUUAACACAUCUCAGAGCUGCAGAUGACCUUAUUUUGAUUAUUCCACGCCGCAAUUCUAAUACAUUCAAAAGGUUCUACUAGUAAAUUUACAUGUUUUUUUUAUAAGCUUUCUCUUUUGGUUUUAGUGGCAGAUUAAUAAGAUUUCUACAUUAUUAUCAGAAGAAACGUUUCUUGAUAACGUGGUUGGUAAUCUCUGUGGGCUUUGAGAUUAGUCGUGUUGAAAAGACGAAGCGUUUCAGAAUAGGAACAAAAUACAUAUACACUAUAUGUAUUUCACUAUGAGAGAGAGAGAGAGAGAGAGAGAGAGAGAGAGAGAGAGAGAGAGAGAGAGAGAGAGAGAGAGAGAGAGAGAGAGAGAGAGAGAGAGAGAGAGAGAGAGAGAGAGAGAGAGAGAGAGAGAGGGGCACUACCAUAAAAAUGGAAGUUAUAUCAUUCUAGAACACACACAGAUAGAAAUGAUGAUAAAAAAAAGAUUAAUAGUUUAAAAG
Portunus trituberculatus (swimming crab) is the source of this 1243-nucleotide messenger RNA. RefSeq lists its product as uncharacterized. The record is from RefSeq and is a predicted model, not a curated record. Bases 97 to 696 code for a protein of 199 amino acids. The transcript is spliced from 6 exons. Lineage: Eukaryota; Metazoa; Arthropoda; Malacostraca; Decapoda; Portunidae.